UGGGGCCUUGAUUAUUUGGGGGCUUACCCUAGAACCGCCCUUCGGUCUCGUCACUUCAUCCGAAGGAACAUGGAGAAUGAGGUGAUCGAGUUUGAUAUAGGCUUAGGAGGUGGGGGUGGGAGUGAAGACGGGGAUGGAGAUGAUGUUCUUGACGAGGAGAAUGUAGCCAGCUGCUUUGCAGCAGUCCGAAGUUACUCUCCCCAAGGGGACCUCGAUCUUGAACCUUAUGAGGGCAUGGAAUUUGAAUCUGAGGAGGCUGCCAAGGCGUUUUACAACUCGUAUGCACGCCGUGUUGGCUUCAGCACCCGUGUCAGCUCAUCUCGCCGCUCCAGGAAGGAUGGAGCCAUCAUUCAGAGGUCUUUUGUCUGUGCCAAAGAAGGAUUCCGCAAUUUGAACGAGAAGCGUACCAAGGAUAGAGAAAUUAAGCGACCACGUACUAUCACUCGGGUUGGCUGCAAGGCCGCCCUCUCUGUCAAGAUACAGGACUCUGGUAAGUGGGUUGUCUCUAGCUUUGUCAAGGAGCACAAUCACGAGCUGGUCCCCCCUGAUCAGGUACACUGUCUCCGCUCCCAUCGUCAAAUCUCUGGUCCUGCCAAGACCCUAAUUGAUACCUUGCAGGCUGCUGGCAUGGGUCCCCGCAGGAUCAUGUCUGCCCUCAUUAAAGAGUAUGGUGGUAUUAGCAAAGUUGGUUUCACAGAGGUAGAUUGUCGUAACUACAUGCGCAACAAUCGCCAGAGGAGCCUAGAAGGAGACAUACAACUCCUCUUAGAUUACCUGAAACAAAUGCAUUCCCAGAACCCUGGAUUCUUCUAUGCAGUUCAGGGUGAUGAGGAUCAGUGCACAGGGAAUGUCUUCUGGGCCGACUCUAAGGCAAGAGCAAAUUAUAGCUAUUUUGGUGAUACUGUUACAUUUGACACAACUUAUAGGUCAAAUAGGUACCGGUUACCCUUUGCACCCUUUACUGGAGUAAAUCAUCACGGACAACCUGUUCUGUUUGGCUGUGCUUUCCUAAUAAAUGAAUCGGAAGCCUCAUUUAUAUGGCUUUUUAAGACAUGGUUUGCAGCUAUGACUGGUCAACCACCUUUGUCAAUGACAACAGACCAUGAUGCUGUAAUUCGGUCUGCCCUCAUGCAGGUUUUCCCUGAGACCCGUCACCGUUUCUGCAAAUGGCACAUCUUCAAGAAAUGCCAGGAAAAAUUGUCACAUGUCUUCCUUGAGCACCCAAAUUUUGAAGCAGACUUCCACAAGUGUGUUAAUUUGUCAGAGUCUACUGAGGAAUUUGAAUCCUGCUGGCUGUCUCUUGUUGACAAGUACGAGCUCAGGGAUCACGACUGGCUUCAAGCGAUUUAUUUAGAUCGUAGACAGUGGGUCCCUGUAUAUCUCCAUGACGCAUUUUUUGCAGAAAUGUCCAUAACUCAACGUAGCGAUAGCAUGAACUCAUAUUUUGAUGGUUAUGUGAAUGCGUCGACUAAUCUAAAUCAGUUCUUCAAAUUGUAUGAAAAAGCCGUGGAGAGCCGUACAGAGAAAGAAGUCAAAGCUGAUUACGAUACAAUGAAUACGUUCCCAGUUUUGAAGACUCCAUCUCCAAUGGAGAAACAAGCAUCCGAGGUCUAUACAAGAAAGUUAUUUAUGAGAUUUCAGGAGGAGUUGGUUGGCACUCUAACUUUCAUGGCCAACAAAGUUGAGGACGAUGGACUAGUUACCACUUAUCAAGUUGCAAAAUUUGGGGACGACCACAGAGCUUACUAUGUAAGAUUUAGUGUUUUGGAAAUGAAAGCUACUUGUAGCUGCCAGAUGUUCCAGUUCUCUGGUCUUCUUUGCCGACACAUUUUAGCAGUGUUCAGAGUGACAAAUGUUCUGACUCUUCCUUCUCAUUACAUCCUCAAAAGAUGGAGCCGGAGCGCAAAGAGCAGCAUUGCAUUGGACGAUCGUGUUUCUGAUGUAAUCAAUUAUUAUUUGGAAUCACAUACUGUUCGAUAUAACAUACUGAGACAUGAAGCAUUUAAAUUUGUGGAGGAAGGGGCUGAGUCUGUUGACUCUUAUGCUGUGGCAAUGGCGGCUCUAGAAGUGGCUUUAAAAAAAAUUGCCCUAGCAGCAAAGCAUGAUGGGAGGAUCUCUUUAGUAAAUGGGCAUUGUAGAGAAUACUUGACUAGAAAUGGGGUCCAUGCAAAUUACAACAUUGAAGAUGAACAGAGAAGUCUUGCAUGUCCACUCUCUGAGGAUGACAUGGAUGCGAAGAUCCAAGAACUUUCUUAUCAACUGGAUUGUGCCAAUCGGAAAUGUGAAAUUUAUCGUGCAAACCUUUAUUCAGUUUUGAAGGAUAUAGAGGACCAUAAGCAACAACUAUCAAUUAAAGUCCAAAACAUAAAGCUUAGCUUGAAGGAUGGUCUCUGAAUUUCUCCUGUUGUGGUAUAUGUUCUGUAAUCCUGUACAUAGUUGGUCCUUCAAUUUUUAUUGUACACAAGAAUCUUCCUGGAAUUCUUUUCUAAGGAAAUCACCAUGUGCUCAUUUGGCAGGUGUAGCAUGUAGCGUUCUGUCCAAUAUCUUUAAAGUUGGCAGCACUUCAUCUCUAACCUAGUCUCUGAAUUUCUCCUGUUGUGGUAUAUGUUCUGUAAUCCUGUACAUAGUUGGUCCUUCGAUUUUUAUUGUAUACAAGAAUGAAGAAUCUUCCUGGAAUUCUUUUCUAAGGAAAUCACCGUGUGCUCA
This is a messenger RNA of Nicotiana attenuata, 2706 nucleotides long. RefSeq names its product protein FAR1-RELATED SEQUENCE 5. Gene Ontology annotation, biological process: regulation of DNA-templated transcription. Gene Ontology annotation, molecular function: zinc ion binding. The transcript is spliced from 2 exons. The record is from RefSeq and is a predicted model, not a curated record. The coding region runs from base 70 to 2394 and encodes 774 amino acids. NCBI's taxonomy places the organism in Eukaryota, Viridiplantae, Streptophyta, Magnoliopsida, Solanales, Solanaceae.